UUGCAGCUGAACACGAUAUCAAGAAACCUCUGAACUCGGACUGGAGAAAAUGAGCUUAUCGUGGUUCUGGGGAUUUGCAGUUGUCUUUUGCAAUGCAGCAGGAGCCUUCGGAGAGGAGUCGGGGCCCACGAGGUUGAACGGGGCUGAGGGGGAGUCGGUCACUUUCGCUCCUGUGGUUCCAAGGGGAAGCCGGGUUGACAGCGUAGUCUGGAAUGGAAACUCAACUAUCGCAAUUGUGACACCAGGAGAACCAGCUCCACUCAGAGUGAUACACACACGUUACAGAGACCGACUGCGGGUCCCUGACGGGAGCUACUCCUUGCAAGUCACUGACCUGCGCCCCGAGGACACGGGCACGUACACAGCACAGAUAGCCACCCAGGGAUCCCCCGACCCCAUCUUCCGGAGGUUCGCCCUGCGCGUGUACAAAAAACUGGCAGAGUCAGACAUCACAGCCACCCCCGUGCUGGGCUCACUGAGCAUUAUGAAUGAGAUAUGUAACAUCACCCUGAACUGCACCGUGCAGGGGGCAGGAGAGGACGUGAACUGCACCUGGAACCACACUGACAGCACUGUCAACUCCACGUCUAUUCACAUUUCGCACAGACUGGGAGACGAGGGCGCCUCUGUUACCUGCACAGCCAGGAACCCCGUCAGCAGCAGCUCAAAAUCCAUCUCCCUGAAGGAAGUGUGUGCAGCAAGCUCAGCACAAUCCGGCGACAGCGGUCUGAGCGCUGGAGUUAUCGUUUUGAUAGUUGUUUGUGCUGGUGCUGCUGUGGGGGGUGUGCUGUACCAGCGGAAGAGGAGAAGAGACAAGCAGACCCUCACUCCAGGAGCUGCUGACAGUGCAGGGGCUGAUGGAGAAAACCACACAGUUUAUGCCAAAGUUGGUAAUUUCCCACUGGGGACGCAGAACAGGGGUCCACAGACCACGGAGGAAACGACAAAAACGAUUUAUUCCACGGUCCAUCUCCCAAGCCAGUAGGACACCUCCCAGCCCACCAAGGCUGAUGAUUCUGUGGCCGCUCGGAGGACAACAGAAUACGACAAGAUCAUCUAACCGCUUCCCUGGGCCACAGGAACGUGCAGCCAGCAGGGAGAGGAGCUAGCCAAGGAGUAAGGCAGCCCCAGCAUCUGCCACCCAAACAGCUGAGGAUUCAUGCGUGGAGCUUGCCCUGUGCCUAGCCGGGGUCCUGCUCACUGACGGGGGCUGCUCUCUGCUGCUGCAGUGCAAAAUCCAACCAACAAAUCAACCCCUGGGCUGCCCCCUACUCGAGGGCUUAGCACCCCUUAGAAUGCAUUCCGGCUCUAAGGCCGGGCUGGCACCACAAGGCACCUUUCCCUCCCCACGUCCAUCUCCAGCCAAACCUCAGUGACCUCAAACAAACAGAGUGGAUCAAACAAACUGCCAGGUACUUAAUUACACGGACCCUUCGCUGCCUCGCUUUUCUCCUCCUCCUCCAGAAGGAACUCUGGUGACUCAGGUAUUUUUUUACCCUCAAGGGUUUCAAAUCAACGUUCCUCACCAGGCAGAGCAAAGCUGCCACCAUGUCUGUCCUAGGAUGCGAGAGACACAACUUGAGAGAGGCCGGAUCUUGGAGGGAAACCCGAGGAAAGUUUGCGGGUGGGGUGGGGGGGUUGGCAGGAAUUUCUUUGUGCCCUGCAUGCAGCGGGAAUGGAUUUUACUAGCACUAAAGGCAGGAGACGGAAAAGGCAGUGCAAACCUGACUGGAGCGUUGGAGACCCGAGAUGCCAUGCUCUCUGCAUUCCACACAACACCCGUGGGACAUCCGACCCAACAGGAGGGACGUGUCCAGGGGAUAGUUUCAGUUUGAGGCAAAUAAACUGUUUGGUUUCACCAAAAUCUCA
Pelodiscus sinensis (Chinese soft-shelled turtle) is the source of this 1869-nucleotide messenger RNA. The record is from RefSeq and is a predicted model, not a curated record. NCBI's taxonomy places the organism in Eukaryota, Metazoa, Chordata, Testudines, Trionychidae.